This is a messenger RNA of Cylas formicarius (sweet potato weevil), 1656 nucleotides long. RefSeq lists its product as uncharacterized. The record is from RefSeq and is a predicted model, not a curated record. The transcript has 7 exons. Bases 88 to 1131 code for a protein of 347 amino acids. NCBI's taxonomy places the organism in Eukaryota, Metazoa, Arthropoda, Insecta, Coleoptera, Brentidae.
GCCACUUUUAUUAGUCAAUCGCGGGCGAAUACUUACAAAAGCCGUUUGUUUGAAAAAUGUCAUGAAGUAAGUGUGCGGAAUUAAAACAUGAGCGACGAAAUUCAGAAACCGAAGUCUUUGAUGACACCCCUUGUCAUUACCGCGGGCUUAAUUGGUGCCGUGCAGGGACUGGCAUGGAGCAUCCUAUCACUGGUUUCAAUUUUAAUUUACGAAAAAGUCAUAAAAGUUGUUAUUGAUGCUGACGAUGCUGACAAAAUACGUACGUAUUUAUACUUUUUUUUGGUGAAAGAUGACGAAUCCAAUGAUGGGAGUUCGUUCAUUGUAACUUCCAAAGUAUUCAACAUUUUUAUGUACCUGUACUUCGUGCUCAGUUUGAUCUUGCUAGGCGUUUCCGCUAUUAUUCUCUGGGCUUUCGCAAGAAACAAAGCCCAGAAUCAGCAGAUACGGUUACUGGCAUUAUGGGUCUCUACAAUUGGCAUUCUAUCGGUUUUGGAUUUUGUGCUAACGAGUUUAUUUGCUCAUGAUUAUCACAAACUUCCAGAUGAUGUCCAGUCCUCAAUUAUUUUGUUACAAGUUACAUACGGUAUUGUCAUGACGCUGGCAGCUCGCGGAUACGUCUUAUGGAUCAUAAACGUGAUAUUUGCUAUAGUUUUGGCAAAAUAUUGUUUCAAUUUAUUAAGAAAGAAUUCCAGGCCUGACUUAUCCAUAAUCGAUGCAUAUACCACUAGUCCCCGUCCACCUUGGGACUUGCAGAACUCCCUUUAUGAUGAAGGCAACGCUAACAACUUUGAAUUUACUAACAAGGGUUAUGUGAACGACAACGCCGAACCGAUAUACAUGAAAAGCGAAUCUUUCCAUAAAUUAAACAUUGGCGACACCAGGAAAAAUAACUAUAGGAACUCACUCGAUACGAGCCAGUUUAGUUUCGCGAUUUCAGGUCCAAAUAACUUUAGGUCGCCUCAGCAAUGGAAGGCGCCGCAAAUCAAGACGGCCAAAAUAGGACGUCAGGCUGAUCGGAGAAGUCCACCUUUCAACGUCGCGCCACCUUACAUCCCAGAUCCAGACUACUCACCCCCAGGUUCGCCCAAAGUUAAAUCGGUUCUAAGACCGAGAAGUCAUUAUGCAAUUUAAAUUUACAUAUAUUCUCUAUUUUUUAAUAUUGUUACGUAAUACGAGAAGUAAUAAAUAAAUUGUUAAUUUUUUUCUCUAUUCCAACAAGUACUGGAAUUGAAAAAAUUACUAAUCCUAAUAAUAAAUAGAGAAAAACUUGGCAAAUCUUUAUCCCCCGAAUAAUUGAAGUAAAUUGCAAUUAAAGUUGUCUGAGUGGACUCUUAAAACCAUCAUAUGUAUAAUCGCGAGAAUGUCACUGACUUGUCCGCUUUUUUCUUGGAGUAGCAUUUCCCAAUUCGCCAUUGAUCUGUUCCGCUCUUUUCUUGAUGUUAAAAAUGUUUUUUAUACUGACACAACUCAGUUUUGAAGCGUCACUCACAGUUGCACGUAAACUCAACUUUUCAUCAUUCGCUAAACAGCAAAUGAUUAAAAAUCGCAAAUAUGGCACUCGCAGGGAGCACUGCCCCUUACGUGAAGUUAUUGAAUUCCAUGCUAAUGGUAAGAAAUCGAACAUUAAAUAAAAGAAAAAUUUCAUUUUUGGGGGUA